ACGAAAUUAACUAAUAACAAAAAAAAAGAUAUAUCCAUUCACUUCUCCUCCUCGUUUCUCUCCAAUGGCGGACAAGCUAGCUCUCCCUCUUCUUCUCCCAAGCACACCUUCCUCAAAGCCCUUGUUUCACGACCACCACCAACUCUCCAGAACGCCCUUUCUCACCUCACAACUUCCAUCACAACCUCCUCCUUCUCCGGUAGAGCCUCUCCUUCACGACGUCUUCCUCCACCAAAACCCUAAUUCGAGAAGACCCAUAACCCCACAAACUCCCAAAACCCGUAACCGAACUCGAAUCGGCAAGUCACGAGACCCUAACCUCGGAAAGCCUUGGUCUUACCAUGGCUUAUCUCCUCAUGGUCAGCAGAUUCUCCGUUCCUUAAUCGAACCCACUUUCGAUUCCGGCCAAUUAGACCCUCUUCUCUCUCAGUUAUCCGAGUCGUCUUCCUCGGAGUUACUCGCUCUUCUCAAAGGAUUAGGCUUCCAUAAGAGAUUCGAUUUAGCUCUUAGCGUGUUUGAUUGGUUUAUGAAGCAAAAGGAUUAUCAAUUAGAUAACUCUGUUGUUGCUGUUGUUAUCUCGAUGUUGGGUAAAGAAGGAAGAGUCUCUUCCGCUGCGAACUUAUUCAAUGGGCUGAUAGAAAACGGGUUCUCGCUUGAUGUUUACUCGUACACUUCGUUGAUAUCUGCGUUUGCAAAUAGCGGAAGGUAUAGAGAUGCUGUAAUGGUGUUCAAGAAGAUGGAAGAAGAAGGUUGUAAACCGACUUUGAUUACUUACAAUGUUGUUCUGAACGUGUUUGGGAAAAUGGGCACUCCCUGGAGUAAGAUUAUGUCUCUUGUGGAGAAGAUGAAGAGUUAUGGGAUUGCUCCUGAUGCGUAUACAUACAACACGCUUAUAACUUGCUGUAAACGAGGAUCUUUGCAUGAAGAAGCUGCUCGGGUUUUCCAAGAGAUGAAGAUGGCAGGGUUUAGUCAUGAUAAGGUUACUUACAACGCCCUGUUGGAUGUUUAUGGCAAGUCUCAUCGGCCUAAAGAAGCUAUGAAGGUUUUGAAUGAGAUGGAGCUUAGUGGGUUUACACCGAGCAUUGUGACUUAUAACUCGUUGAUAUCUGCGUAUGCGCGUGAUGGAAUGUUGGAUGAAGCUAUGGAGCUUAAGAAUCAGAUGGUGGGAAAGGGAAUGAAGCCUGAUGUUUUCACUUACACCACGCUUUUGUCCGGAUUCGAGAGAGCUGGGAAGGUUGAAUCUGCUAUGAGUGUUUUCGAAGAGAUGAGAACCGCUGGGUGCAAACCGAAUAUUUGUACUUUUAAUGCGUUCAUAAAGAUGUAUGGUAACAGGGGGAGGUUUGCGGAGAUGAUGAAGAUAUUUGAUGAGAUCAACGUGUGUGGUCUUUCUCCGGACAUUGUCACUUGGAAUACACUGUUAGCAGUCUUUGGCCAAAACGGGAUGGAUUCUGAAGUUUCGGGUGUGUUCAAAGAGAUGAAGAGAGCAGGUUUCGUACCUGAGAGAGAGACUUUCAAUACGCUAAUCAGUGCUUAUAGCCGAUGUGGCUCGUUUGAACAAGCUAUGACUGUUUACAGGCGAAUGCUUGAAGCUGGGGUCACUCCUGACCUCUCCACUUAUAACACUGUGUUGGCUGCUUUGGCACGUGGAGGAAUGUGGGAACAAUCUGAGAAAGUUCUUGCAGAGAUGGAGGAUGGUCGGUGCAAGCCGAAUGAGUUAACUUACUGCUCGCUACUUCAUGCGUAUGCAAACGGCAAGGAAAUAGGUCGGAUGCAUUUCUUAGCAGAAGAAGUGUAUUCUGGAGUUAUCGAGCCUCGAGCUGUGCUUUUGAAGACACUAGUCUUGGUUUGUAGUAAGUGUGAUCUCUUACCGGAAGCAGAACGUGCGUUCUCCGAGCUUAAAGAAAGAGGGUUUUCACCAGACAUAACCACAUUGAACUCCAUGGUGUCCAUAUACGGAAGAAGGCAGAUGGUGGCGAAGGCCAACGAAGUGUUAGAUUACAUGAAAGAGAUGGGUUUCACACCAAGCAUGGCGACGUACAAUAGCCUCAUGUAUAUGCAUAGCAGGUCUGCAGAAUUUGGGAAAUCAGAGGAGAUCUUGAGGGAAAUACAAGCUAAAGCGAUCAAACCAGAUAUCAUAUCGUACAACACAGUCAUCUACGCAUAUUGUAGGAAUACUCGGAUGAGAGAUGCUUCUAGAAUCUUCGCAGAGAUGAGAGAUUCAGGGAUUGUUCCUGAUGUGAUCACUUACAAUACAUUUAUCGGUUCUUAUGCGGCUGACUCAAUGUUUGAGGAAGCCAUUGGCGUCGUUAGGUACAUGAUCAAGAAUGGGUGUAGACCAAACCAGAACACUUACAACUCCAUUGUCGAUGGUUACUGUAAGUUAAACAGGAAAGUUGAGGCAAAGCUGUUUGCUGAAGAUCUGAAGAAUCUUGAUCCUCAUGCUCCUAAAGAUGAGGAACAAAGGUUGCUGGAACGCAUAGUGAAGAAAUGGCCAAUAAGAUAGUUGGAAUUCUAGAGUCAGGACUAUUGGGCAUAUCUGCUUAUCGCAGUAAGCUAUACAAUCUGCAGCUGACCCUUCAUCAUCGUCUCAAUUGUACAGAUGAAACUGAAGUAUGAAACCGUUUGGUGGUUUUUGGUUAGUUUAUGUAUGGGACUGAUGUUCACUGGAUCACUUCUGCUCAAGCUCCGGUUCCAUUUUUCCCCUUUCUGUGAUGAAAAUAUGGAACUUGUUUGACUGAGAUCGUUUCUAGAUCGGAAAGGAGAGAUGCUGUCUUUUGUGUCAGGCUAAGAAGCAUAGUGAUUAGUUUAUACGAAUUAGUUGUAUGUUUUGAGACGUCUCUUUUAGCUUAUAUAUGUCAUGCAAUAUUAUAUUUCUGA
This is a messenger RNA of Brassica oleracea var. oleracea, 2877 nucleotides long. Its product is annotated as pentatricopeptide repeat-containing protein At5g02860. Bases 65 to 2503 code for a protein of 812 amino acids. Gene Ontology annotation, molecular function: protein binding. The transcript has a single exon. Lineage: Eukaryota; Viridiplantae; Streptophyta; Magnoliopsida; Brassicales; Brassicaceae. The record is from RefSeq and is a predicted model, not a curated record.